Molecule: messenger RNA, 789 nt
Organism: Caenorhabditis remanei
Lineage: Eukaryota; Metazoa; Nematoda; Chromadorea; Rhabditida; Rhabditidae
Exons: 2
Coding region: 1-789 (262 amino acids)
Source: RefSeq, a predicted model, not a curated record
AUGAGAUUCAAAAAUGAUAACUUAUUCACGUCUUCUGCUGAAUUCUCAUCUGUUAUCAAUGGGGCAUUGCUGGAAUUCGAAUGUUUUAAAUCUGAAUUCAAAACCAUUCAAUUUGUGGCAAAUCGCAUCGAAUUAUCCAUUGAUUUCUCGGUUUCCGACGCUGAAAAUAUCAUUUUGGAAAAUGAGAAGAGACUAGAGGAGGCUGGAGUCAAGGAUAUCAUUCUAGUCAUCGCAUCAUCUGAAGUUUUGAGAUUUUGUCUCGAAAUUGAAGGUCUCAUUUCGAAAGAGUCAUCUUCUACAGUAAUCCCUGAAUUCGUUGCACCAGACAGAAGAGACUUAAAGCGAUACGUGGCCAGACUAAAUCGGACGACGUAUAUCUAUGAUUUCCCUCGAUUAUUCUGCCACGUGGUGGCUCUAGAUGUUUCUCAAAAUCCAGGGGAAAUCAUGGAACUCCAAGAACUCCACAUCGACGAGAACUACCAACUCCAAAUGAUUUCCGAUUCAGAAGAGCUCGAAAGGCGGGCGGCUCACGGGCUGAAUACGUGUUCCGUGGUGGCGUGGCUCGUAAAAUUGAAAACUGAAAAUGAUCGAGAAUUCGUGAGAAGAAGUGCACCGAUUCUUCCGAAACCGACGAAUUCAGAAGCGGUGGAAUGGGUGAAGCAGAAGGUUGGAGAUGAUCUUCGGAAGUAUUUCAACGAUGGAUUCUAUGGAGACGUCACCCAGGAGAUUCAGGAAUCGAGGAGAAGAUUCGAGAAGGAAUGUGCCACGUGGCACCACAAAUCACAAUAA